CUGUUAGUGCUGGAUAAGUGAAAUGGGAUGGGACUACUAAUGCAGAAGAAGGUAUCUGUAGCCGUCUUUUGACUCGUACUCGUACUGGUUCUUGGCUGUUCUAUCUUUAGCUGGAUGGUACCCAGAAAAAGAGGCUACAAUUCUGGCGUCUUACUCAUCGUAAGUUUAAUAGCUGAAGUUUCUCUAUUCUCCCCGGCGGUAGAAAUUGACACCGAAGCGUUGUCGAGAGAUAUACUAGUAAAAAGUCGCCUCUGGCAACUCUCCAACGAAACGGGAGGGGGCAAAGAAAGACGACACGAGUCAUCAUCUCUGGGAAACCCGGCACCGCGACGACCGGACUUUUUGCGCAGAAGCAAGCAGGCAGGCAAAAUAAAUUGUGGUGCCCUUUUAGGGUUGGGAUUUCCCAUGGUUGGUUUCUUGGCUUGGCCGAUUGAACCCCGUGCAUUAUUCCCGGCCGCCCACGCCGAUUCCGUCCACCCCACACGGACUUUUUUUUAUUUUUAUUUUGUGUUGGUUCCUCUUGGCUAUUCUUCCACUUGAGCUAUUAGUCGCUGGUCCUUUGUUCCUUUGGCAUGCCGUCUUUUCCAUGGCAGGGCUAGCGAAUGACCAGGCUGUGCAUGACGGGCUACGGUGCCG
Molecule: messenger RNA, 636 nt
Organism: Trichoderma harzianum CBS 226.95
Lineage: Eukaryota; Fungi; Ascomycota; Sordariomycetes; Hypocreales; Hypocreaceae
Exons: 1
Coding region: 115-540 (141 amino acids)
Source: RefSeq, a predicted model, not a curated record